Mercenaria mercenaria is the source of this 1058-nucleotide messenger RNA. RefSeq names its product protein mono-ADP-ribosyltransferase PARP14-like. NCBI's taxonomy places the organism in Eukaryota, Metazoa, Mollusca, Bivalvia, Venerida, Veneridae. Gene Ontology annotation, biological process: negative regulation of gene expression. The transcript is spliced from 7 exons. Gene Ontology annotation, molecular function: transcription corepressor activity. The record is from RefSeq and is a predicted model, not a curated record. Gene Ontology annotation, cellular component: nucleus; cytoplasm. The annotation marks the transcript as partial.
AUGAACUUUGACUCUGUAGCUCCAGCCUUCAAAGUUGGACCACAUGAGUUGGAUUUACAGAAGACAGUUAGAGAAUGCAUGGAAAUAACUGAGAAAAGACAGCUUUCCAGCAUUGCAUUCCCUGCGAUAGGUACAGGAACUCUCGGAUAUCCCCAUGAAGUGGUUGCCGCUGAAAUGCUCAGUGCGAUUGAAAAAGUUUCGGUAAAAAGCCAUAAAGUGAAUGACGUUAGAUUCAUAAUGUUUCAAACAGAUCAUAAAGCAGCACAGGCAUUUGAGGAUGAACUUAAGAAGAGACAUGGAACAUGCAGUAAAACUGAUGUGUUUGAAAAACGACGAAGACCCUGGUUCUUAAGAAAUUUCAGACUUGGCAAACAGAUGGAGCAAUCAAAUGACGCAGCGAUUUCUGUAAAACAAACAGAACAAUCAAAUAAUGUAGGGCAAGUGCAAGUAACCCUUGUUAAAGGAGAAAUAAGCGAGCAAAAGGUCAACGUUAUUGUAAACACAGUAGCAAAUUCACUUGACCUAUCAUGUGGAAGUGUAUCAUCUGCUCUCUUGAAAGCCGCUGGACCAGAUUUGCAGGGAGAGUUGAAUACAAAAUAUGCAAACGGAAUUCAGAGUGGUGAAAUAGCCAUUUCGUCAGGAAAAGGGUUGAAAUGUGAUCAUGUUUUUCAUUGUACGUUAGCAAACUGGAAUGCCGCAGAUACUAAUACAAGCAAACAUGUUCUCAGAAGUGCAAUUACAACUUGUAUGCAUGAAGCAGAGAAACUACGUCAUUCAAGUAUGGCUUUGCCAGCAAUAGGGACAGGGAACCUUGGUUUUCCUUGUGAUGUAGUAGCAACUGAAAUGUUCAAUGCCGUAUCAACUUUUCCAGCAAUGUGCCUUAAAGACAUCCGAGUUGUUAUAUUCCCAACACAUACACAAACAGUUCAGGCAUUUGAAGAAGAGUUUUUGAAGUGGACUUCGCAGAUAGACUUUGGUAACGUUUUUGGAGCAAAUGACACGCAACUCGAACACACCCUGGCUUUGGCAUCUCCGUCACCAGCUUUGCAUGCAAGCAA